GGUGCCUCUUCCUCCAUGCCGCCCUCGGGGCUGCGGGCGGCGGCGGCGGCUGCCCUGGUGCCGCUGCUGGCUCUCUUGCUGGCCCCGCCGCGCCCGGCUGCGGCCAUGUCCACCUGCAAGACCUUGGACAUGGAGCUGGUGAAACGGAGGCGCAUCGAGGCCAUCCGCGGGCAGAUCCUGUCCAAGUUGCGGCUGGACAGCCCGCCAGCCCAGAGCGACGUGCCUCCGGGCCCGCUGCCCGACGCCGUGCUCGCCCUCUACAACAGCACCCGGGACCGCGUGGCCGAGCCGGGGCCCGAGGCCGAGACCGACUACUACGCCAAGGAGGUCACCCGGGUCCUCAUGCUGCCCCAGAAUCCGGAUGCUGAGAAGACCCCCCACAGCGUCUACUUCCACUUCAACACCUCAGAGCUCCAGGAAGCCGUACCCAAUGCAGCUUUGCUCUCUCGAGCUGAGCUCCGGAUGCUGAAGAUCAAGUCAACAGUGGAACAGCACGUGGAACUCUAUCAGAAAUUUGGCAACGGUUCCUGGCGCUACCUGACCAGCCAGCGGGUCCGGCCCAGCCAGACUCUGGAGUGGCUGUCCUUUGAUGUUACCAGUGUGGUAUACCAGUGGUUAAGUAGCAAAGAAAAGACUGAGACCUUCCGCCUCAGCGCCCAUUGCUCUUGUGACCAGAAAGAUAUCCAGCUACAUAUGGAUAUUAGUGGUUUGAACAAUGUCCGGGGGGACAUGGGAAUUAUUCAGAACCAAAAUCGUCCUUUCCUGCUGCUGAUGGCCACCCCCCUGGAGCGGGCACAGAACCUUCAUAGCCCCAGGCACCGAAGGGCCCUGGACACUGACUACUGCUUCAGCUCCUCGGAGAAGAACUGCUGUGUUCGUCAGCUCUACAUAGAUUUUCGGAAGGACUUGGGCUGGAAGUGGAUCCAUGAGCCCAAAGGCUAUCAUGCCAACUUCUGCCUGGGGCCCUGUCCCUACAUUUGGAGCCUAGACAACCAGUACAGUAAGGUUCUGGCCCUCUAUAACCAGCACAACCCUGGUGCGUCAGUGAAUCCCUGCUGUGUGCCCCAGGCCCUGGAGCCUUUGCCCAUCGUCUACUAUGUAGGGCGGAAGCCCAAGGUGGAGCAGCUGUCCAACAUGAUUGUCCGCUCCUGCAAGUGCAGCUGAGACCCUUGCCCUGAUCCCCGGGGACCCCCCGGCAGGCCCGGCCCCCUCCCCCCACUCCUCCCCAAGCUGGCCCCUUAUGGGAGGGGGAGAGGGACCUGGCCUGGGGUGUGUGUGUGGUAUUUAAAGGCCACCUGGACCCCAACCCCCUGGGGCCCGAUUAAAGGUGGAGAGAGAAACUGG
This is a messenger RNA of Vombatus ursinus (common wombat), 1344 nucleotides long. It is a transcript of the gene TGFB1, whose product is annotated as transforming growth factor beta 1. The record is from RefSeq and is a predicted model, not a curated record. The transcript has 7 exons. Bases 16 to 1164 code for a protein of 382 amino acids. Gene Ontology annotation, cellular component: extracellular region. Gene Ontology annotation, biological process: SMAD protein signal transduction; transforming growth factor beta receptor signaling pathway; BMP signaling pathway. Gene Ontology annotation, molecular function: type II transforming growth factor beta receptor binding; type III transforming growth factor beta receptor binding; cytokine activity. Lineage: Eukaryota; Metazoa; Chordata; Mammalia; Diprotodontia; Vombatidae.